Lytechinus pictus (painted urchin) is the source of this 5763-nucleotide messenger RNA. RefSeq lists its product as uncharacterized. Gene Ontology annotation, molecular function: protein binding. Lineage: Eukaryota; Metazoa; Echinodermata; Echinoidea; Temnopleuroida; Toxopneustidae. The coding region runs from base 9 to 1550 and encodes 513 amino acids. The record is from RefSeq and is a predicted model, not a curated record. The transcript is spliced from 10 exons.
CUCCCCUCAUGGUACCCAAGCAAUGGUUCAAGGAACAAUCCAGGAUUGAUGCUACUAUAUCUGGCUUUGUGAGAACAUUGAGCGAGGGUGGUUAUCAAACCAACAACUUUAUUGCCUGUGACGCUCACAUCCUGGCCACACCAAGGCUUGCAGACCUCGAUGGAGAUGGCAGAAAGGAGGAACUUGCACUUCCUGUGUCGUAUUAUGAAGAGCUUGAGUCACCAAGGAAUGUAGAGUCAGGUGAAAGUGUCCUGGACCUAGUGGUCAGUGGAUUGGUCAUUCUCAACAUGACCAGUGGUCAUCUUAUCAAAGAAAUACCAUUACACUUAUCAAAGCAAUCAGAUCCAUUCCCAGCCUAUCUGUUAUAUCCUCCCACCAUCGUUGACCUGGACAAUCGUCAUGGACCAACAGAGGUCAUCAUAGCAACCACAUCAGGUCUACUGCACGUUGUCGAUAUCAAGGGACAGGCAAGAUCAGGUUUCCCUCUACGGCUAGAGGGAGGGGCCAUCAUGGGACAGAUCACUGUUGAUGAUUUGGACAGUGAUGGCAUCCUGGAGAUGAUUGUCCUCCAGACAUCUGGUGAUGUCACAUGUCUCAGUCGCCAUGGUGACAAAGUGUGGUCUUCCAAGAUAUCAGGUGGUUCCAUGCCUGGAUCCAGAUUGGCUGAUCUUGAUGGUGAUGGUGUGAUGGAUGUUAUCAUACCUACAAGUGAUGGGAAUGUUUGGGCAUUAUCAGGCAAGACUGGUACCCAUUUACAUCAUUGGCCUGUGUACGUUGGAAGCAGACUUGUAUCAAAUAUUGUAAUCACCAGUCUCAUAAAGUCAUCUCGACAUCCAGUUGUGAUAACCGUAGGAUAUGAUGGCAACUUGUACAUUAUAUCAUCAUCACAUAAUGGUGAAGAAGGUCCAUGUAUUGAGACUAUUGCACUUGGUGAAAGUUCACUGACCUCUGUAUAUAUGGCAGACAUGAUUCCAUAUAUGCCUGGUGUAGAGAUGAUAGCUGCCACCACCCAUGGUAGUAUCAUGCUCCUGUCUACCCAAAAUCAAGAGAUAGAUAGCGAGGGUCUGGAAGACCUCACAUGGAUGGAUACAACAAAUGAUGACAAAUUUGCGUACAAAGAGGCAAAGUAUGGUGCAUUUGUGAGGAGAGAGACUAAGCAGAAAUCUUACAUCAGUGGUACAAGUUUCAUCAUAGAUUUUCACAUCGAAGAUGACAACAAAUCAAGUGGAGAUAAUUCAUAUACAAUUCAGGUUUUUGCUGGUUCAAUUUGCCUUCAUCCUGGUACAACCUAUUCUAAGCCUGGUUUAUAUUCCCUCGAUGUAGCAACACCUAAUCAUCCUACUACAGUACUAGUUGAAAUUCAUUUGAUCAACCAACAUGGUCACAUCUUUGUUGACUCAUUCCCUGUGAGUUUUAAUACCAAGGUUACUGAUGACAUCCAAUGGUUACUGGUGAUUCCAACCAUUGCCAUGGCAAUUCUUCUUCUCAUCCUCUAUGGAUAUCCAGAAGUAGAUCUUCUUCCAACAUCUCAUACAUCUAAGGAGAGGUAACAGUCAAGUCUACCUAGUAUAAGCUGAUGUCAUUGUAUGAUUAUCUAGUACAUUGUGGGUUUAUUGAGAAGGGUUCUGAAAUAUACUGUACCAGAUGAAAUCUUUUUAUGAAGAUGAAAUGAAGAAUUUUCAGAUAAAGAUAUAUGUUAAGUUUACAUAUGUUUUUGUCCAGUAUGGCUAAUAGUGUGAUUUGGAUAAAUUAAUAAUAUUGAAGUAAGUAAAAUAUAUAGUACAUUAUACAAAAAAUUAUCCUUGAAUUCCUUGAAUAAAUGACACAAGUAAAUAAUGCGGGAAAAUGAAGCCUUGCAACACAAAAACGCAACUAUUGAUUUUUACAAUUUAUUUUGUGAUUGAUUGUCCAUAAUGAUUAUUGCAAUCAAUUUUAGAUAUCAAUCCUCCAUUCAGGUGCCAAGCUUGUGCGUUUGUUGGUCUUGGUUUCCUCCAAAUGAAUACAUAACAAGAAACUAGCAUUAUCAGCAGUGCUCUCAACAUAGUUUGUGAUAUCUUAACAAACACUUGCUGUUUAUUGCAAGAAGUAAUUAUCAGGCACCGAUAGUAAAUAGCUUGAACUGGUUGAAUGGGUUAUUCAUUUAUAACAAUAUUCUGGGAAUGUUUAAUGUAGUUUGAAAUCAGAAUUCCCAUACUAGGGAUUUAUUGGAAAUGAUGAAUAGUAAGAUUAUCUCAAAUUAGGUUGAUAAGUUUGAUACCACAAGAAUCCUUGACCUUGGAAAUGAUGAUAAGUAAGAUUAUCUCAAAUUAGGUUGAUAAGUUUGAUACCACUAGAAUCCUUGACCUUGGAAAUGAUGAUAAGUAAGAUUAUCUCAAAUUAGGUUGAUAAGUUUGAUACCACAAGAAUCCUUGACCUUGGAAAUGAUGAUAAGUAAGAUUAUCUCAAAUUAGGUUGAUAAGUUUGAUACCACUAGAAUCCUUGACCUUGGAAAUGAUGAUAAGUAAGAUUAUCUCAAAUUAGGUUGAUAAGUUUGAUACCACAAGAAUCCUUGACCUUGGAAAUGAUGAUAAGUAAGAUUAUCUCAAAUUAGGUUGAUAAGUUUGAUACCACUAGAAUCCUUGACCUUGGAAAUGAUGAUAAGUAAGAUUAUCUCAAAUUAGGUUGAUAAGUUUGAUACCACUAGAAUCCUUGACCUUGGAAAUGAUGAUAAGUAAGAUUAUCUCAAAUUAGGUUGAUAAGUUUGAUACCACUAGAAUCCUUGACCUUGGAAAUGAUGAUAAGUAAGAUUAUCUCAAAUUAGGUUGAUAAGUUUGAUACCACUAGAAUCCUUGACCUUGGAAAUGAUGAAUAGUAAGAUUAUCUCAAAUUAGGUUGAUAAGUUUGAUACCACUAGAAUCCUUGACCUUGGAAAUGAUGAUAAGUAAGAUUAUCUCAAAUUAGGUUGAUAAGUUUGAUACCACAAGAAUCCUUGACCUUGGAAAUGAUGAUAAGUAAGAUUAUCUCAAAUUAGGUUGAUAAGUUUGAUACCACUAGAAUCCUUGACCUUGGAAAUGAUGAUAAGUAAGAUUAUCUCAAAUUAGGUUGAUAAGUUUGAUACCACUAGAAUCCUUGACCUUGGAAAUGAUGAAUAGUAAGAUUAUCUCAAAUUAGGUUGAUAAGUUUGAUACCACUAGAAUCCUUGACCUUGGAAAUGAUGAUAAGUAAGAUUAUCUCAAAUUAGGUUGAUAAGUUUGAUACCACUAGAAUCCUUGACCUUGGAAAUGAUGAGAAGUAAGAUUAUCUCAAAUUAGGUUGAUAAGUUUGAUACCACUAGAAUCCUUGACCUUGGAAAUGAUGAUAAGUAAGAUUAUCUCAAAUUAGGUUGAUAAGUUUGAUACCACUAGAAUCCUUGACCUUGGAAAUGAUGAUAAGUAAGAUUAUCUCAAAUUAGGUUGAUAAGUUUGAUACCACUAGAAUCCUUGACCUUGGAAAUGAUGAUAAGUAAGAUUAUCUCAAAGUAGGUUGAUAAGUUUGAUACCACUAGAAUCCUUGACCUUGGAAAUGAUGAUAAGUAAGAUUAUCUCAAAUUAGGUUGAUAAGUUUGAUACCACAAGAAUCCUUGACCUUGGAAAUGAUGAUAAGUAAGAUUAUCUCAAAUUAGGUUGAUAAGUUUGAUACCACUAGAAUCCUUGACCUUGGAAAUGAUGAUAAGUAAGAUUAUCUCAAAUUAGGUUGAUAAGUUUGAUACCACAAGAAUCCUUGACCUUGGAAAUGAUGAUAAGUAAGAUUAUCUCAAAUUAGGUUGAUAAGUUUGAUACCACAAGAAUCCUUGACCUUGGAAAUGAUGAUAAGUAAGAUUAUCUCAAAUUAGGUUGAUAAGUUUGAUACCACUAGAAUCCUUGACCUUGGAAAUGAUGAUAAGUAAGAUUAUCUCAAAUUAGGUUGAUAAGUUUGAUACCACAAGAAUCCUUGACCUUGGAAAUGAUGAUAAGUAAGAUUAUCUCAAAUUAGGUUGAUAAGUUUGAUACCACUAGAAUCCUUGACCUUGGAAAUGAUGAUAAGUAAGAUUAUCUCAAAUUAGGUUGAUAAGUUUGAUACCACUAGAAUCCUUGACCUUGGAAAUGAUGAUAAGUAAGAUUAUCUCAAAUUAGGUUGAUAAGUUUGAUACCACAAGAAUCCUUGACCUUGGAAAUGAUGAUAAGUAAGAUUAUCUCAAAUUAGGUUGAUAAGUUUGAUACCACUAGAAUCCUUGACCUUGGAAAUGAUGAUAAGUAAGAUUAUCUCAAAUUAGGUUGAUAAGUUUGAGACCACAAGAAUCCUUGACCUUGGAAAUGAUGAUAAGUAAGAUUAUCUCAAAUUAGGUUGAUAAGUUUGAUACCACUAGAAUCCUUGACCUUGGAAAUGAUAAUAGUAAGAUUAUCUCAAAUUAGGUUGAUAAGUUUGAUACCACUAGAAUCCUUGACCUUGGAAAUGAUGAUAAGUAAGAUUAUCUCAAAUUAGGUUGAUAAGUUUGAUACCACAAGAAUCCUUGACCUUGGAAAUGAUGAUAAGUAAGAUUAUCUCAAAUUAGGUUGAUAAGUUUGAUACCACUAGAAUCCUUGACCUUGGAAAUGAUGAUAAGUAAGAUUAUCUCAAAUUAGGUUGAUAAGUUUGAUACCACUAGAAUCCUUGACCUUGGAAAUGAUGAUAAGUAAGAUUAUCUCAAAUUAGGUUGAUAAGUUUGAUACCACUAGAAUCCUUGACCUUGGAAAUGAUGAAUAGUAAGAUUAUCUCAAAUUAGGUUGAUAAGUUUGAUACCACUAGAAUCCUUGACCUUGGAAAUGAUGAUAAGUAAGAUUAUCUCAAAUUAGGUUGAUAAGUUUGAUACCACUAGAAUCCUUGACCUUGGAAAUGAUGAUAAGUAAGAUUAUCUCAAAUUAGGUUGAUAAGUUUGAUACCACUAGAAUCCUUGACCUUGGAAAUGAUGAUAAGUAAGAUUAUCUCAAAUUAGGUUGAUAAGUUUGAUACCACUAGAAUCCUUGACCUUGGAAAUGAUGAAUAGUAAGAUUAUCUCAAAUUAGGUUGAUAAGUUUGAUACCACUAGAAUCCUUGACCUUGGAAAUGAUGAUAAGUAAGAUUAUCUCAAAUUAGGUUGAUAAGUUUGAUACCACUAGAAUCCUUGACCUUGGAAAUGAUGAUAAGUAAGAUUAUCUCAAAUUAGGUUGAUAAGUUUGAUACCACUAGAAUCCUUGACCUUGGAAAUGAUGAUAAGUAAGAUUAUCUCAAAUUAGGUUGAUAAGUUUGAUACCACUAGAAUCCUUGACCUUGGAAAUGGUGAUAAGUAAGAUUAUCUCAAAUUAGGUUGAUAAGUUUGAUACCACUAGAAUCCUUGACCUUGGAAAUGGUGAUUUAGCUGCAAAAUUAUGAUUCUAGGUUAUUUAAGAGCUGAGAUAUUAUUGAAAACCCUAUUUUUGGUGACUAUUUUGUAAAACCCAAGAUGUCGGCCAUGUAGGGAUGCAAAUGUAAACAUUGUUGUUCUGAUUCCUAUUUACAAUAAGGUGUCCAAAAAUGUAGUUUUCAAUUUAUAUAUAAACAAAUCCAGCAGAUAACGUAGUGAAACCUACUAUAUCCUGGUGUAGACUCUGAGUAAAGUAAAUGAGAACAGUAUUAUAUUUAUUGUACUGCAUUAAUACCCAUGAAGUAUGGAUUUUGCAAUUUUUAAUAUAAUUGAAUAUUUUAUACAUUUUUUGUUUGAUGUUGAGUGCAAUGUAUUUUGAAAUAAAAAUUGCAAUUUUGUAAAAAGGA